Molecule: messenger RNA, 1911 nt
Organism: Stylonychia lemnae
Lineage: Eukaryota; Ciliophora; Spirotrichea; Sporadotrichida; Oxytrichidae
Source: the annotation of a GenBank genome assembly
AUGAUAGCUAUAAAAAACAAGGAUUUGUUAGACUAUAUAAAUCCUCAAUUUAAAAAUAUUCCAAGCAUUAAAUUUAUCUUGACUGAAGAUGUUAAUGACUUUGCAAAGGACUCUAUUAUUAAACCUUAGCAAGAUCCCAUUAAAUUUAUGCAUUAUAAUAGUUACCUUAACAAAAAAGACAUUAAGAUCACUACUACAUAAUUUUCAAAACUUCUUAAUUGUAGCUAUGAUUAUUUAGGCUGUGAUGAGGCUACACUCGACUUCGUAAGAUAUCUAAUGAUCGAUACAUUCUUAAACUAGGAAAUCCUACAUGAUAUUAAAUAACUAGAGUUUAUCAAUCAGAUUGAAUACAUUUAUACUCAUCUUUACUAUCUGGAAUAAGCUAGAUCAAAUCCGGAAAAAUAUCCAUUAGCAUCUGUAGUAAUGUCGUGCCAUAAUAGAGAUUACUAUUUAUUAGUGUCUGUCUAGCAUGUGCUUUAAUAAACAUAUGUUAAUUGGGAAUUGCUCAUUUCUGAUGAUGGCUCAAGCAAUCCCAAAACGCUCUAAAUCCUUCAGCUGAUCUAGAAUAUUCCAAGGUCUAGAGGAGAGUUUGUUGCUAUUCAAGAUGAUGAUGACAUUAUGAUGCCUUUUAGAUUAGAAUAUUAAAUUGAUUUCCUUAAAAGAAAUCCAGAAUAUGAAGUAUGUGCAUCAGCAUACAUGCCUGUAACUGAAAUCGGGGUCCCUAAAUAUUAUGCAAGUAAUUAUGUCCAUUCUUUUGAUGAAGCCAAGGCUUUAUUCAUGCAAGUAAAUUUUGCAGCUCAUAGUACAUUUACAGUUAGAAUGACAGAUCGAAUGAAGAAGUAUUACAUCUAUAAUCAUUAAACUGCAUAUGAUUACUCUCUUUGGCUCAAACUAUUAUUUGAUCUAGAAAAUGAGGAUAUAAGAUUCUUUAGUUUACCAAGACAUGUAACAGGAAUAAGAGUUCAUUCUCAAAGAAUGUCUCAUAAUAGUUAUGAAUACUCCCACUACUAAAAGUGGAUACCACUAAAAUAGAUAGAGAUUGCCGAAAAAAUAUCUCCAGAUAUUUAUGAGAAUGCUAGCUACCAAUAUUAUUAACAUCAAUAAUUUGAGCUUUAGAAAAAGAUAUUUGCUUGCAUUUACCAUCAAGGAAGCCUUUAAAAAUUGCUAACUAACAUAGGAUAAUUAAAAGACUUUGUUGAUAACUUCAUAAUAGUAUAUGUAUUAACUCCAUCUGAGUAUCAAAUUAUGAAUGAGAUUUUUAACAAUCCUAUGUUUUCAGAUUAUCAAUCUAAAAAUACUCUGCAUAUAAUAAAAGUGACAGGAACGAGAUACAAAGGUUACAUUGAUUCUGAGUUGCCCAAUAUUUUUACUAGACUUCUAGAAGAUAAAAAUCUCUAAGAUCAAGAUUAUAUUCUUCUAUCAAACACCUCUGAGUUUAUCAAUCCAUUUUAACUAAAGAGAUUCUACCAGCUUAGCUAAGACUUCGGAAUAUUUGGAUUAAGAUACCUUUAAUCUGUUGAUAAAGAAGAUUAUUUAUAUUAAAAAACUAAGAUUAUAUCCUAUCACUUAUUUAGGAAUAUUGGGUAUAAAGCGAUUAGAGAAUAUGUUAUUGAUGAGGAUAUUUUUAAGCUAGUGCCUUAACCAAGAUUUGAAGAUAAACUCUAUACUCUAUUUAUUAAUGGAGAAUAUUUGAAUGUAAACACAAUGAAAGAUGCAGGGAUUUUUAUAGAUGAUUGUUAAAAUUAUUAGCCAAGUUUAGCUAACAAACCUAAUUAUAAGGAUAAUACAUUCUCAGCACCUUCUCAGAAAAGAAAACUUGAAAACUUCUACAUCUCAUCAAAUGAUAUAUUCCAGUCUUAUUGUGGUAUUAAUAUCGAAGACAAAAAUAAUUAUGUGAAGACUGAACUUUGA